AUGGCGGUGUACUACCGGUACAGGAGCGGCGUCGACACGUUCUCCCUGCCCAUCGCGGCGCCUUCCGUCUCCGUCGCCGAGCUGAAGCGCCUGAUCAUGGGAACCAGCCGCCACGGCCACGGCCGGACACGCGGGCGGGGUGCCCGGGAGGGCAUCGCCAUCUCCGACGCGCAGACCGGCGAGGAGUACGCGGACGACAACGCCUUGGUCCUGCGCAACUCGACGGUGGUGGUGCGCCGAGUCGCCGGGCCUCCGGCAGGUACCAUCGUAGAGCCAUCCACCCAACGCCCUAAAGCGAACCAAGACUCAUCAUCGGAUUCUGCUGCCUCCACGUCGAGCGCGUCGGCGGGAGCCGAGGACGACGACGAGGCCAAGGCCAUCAGCGCGGUGAUCAACGCCGCGGAACUCAAGUGGGAAGGGCCGUCUCACUACGGUCACCGUGGCCCUGUGUGGGCGCCGCCGCCGCCGGCCGGGUACGUGUGCCACAGGUGCCGCGUCCCGGGACACCUCAUCCAGCACUGCCCCACCAAUGGCGACCCAAGAUUCGACUGCGGAAAGGCCAGGACGGUGCUUCCCCAGGCGCAGGCCGACGACAACGAUGACGACGACGGCGUCCCGGCGGAUCUGUACUGCAAGAUCUGCAAGAAUGUGAUGGCGGACGCGGUGAUGACGAGCAAGUGCUGCUUCAGCAGCUUCUGCGACCGGUGCAUCCGAGCGCACAUCGUCGCCAACUCCACGUGCGCGUGCGGGGCACGCGCGCGCGCCGACGACCUGAUCCCCAACCCGACGCUGCGCACCACCAUCUCCAACAUUCUCGCCGCCAGGGCCACCAGCGGCUCGUGUGGAAGAACGGAGAAGCAGAGAAGCUCCGUCGGCAGCAACGCGGAGACUCAGAGUCCAGCCGCCUCGCGACACAGCCACGCAUCUUCCAAGAAGGGCGCCUCCUCGGAGCACAGUGACGGAAGCGAAUCCUCCACGUCGGCUCCUGCGGCGGCGCAUGAGCCAAGAAAGAAGGAGCGAGAGACGACGGACACAGCCGGAGCGCGCGCCGCCAAGCAUGCCGAUCAUCAGUACGGCUGCCACGACCUUCAUCCGUUCCCUCCGGCGUGCUACAACCCGUUCUUUCCGUGGUCAGCCGAUCCUUCCAUGUACUACGGGUACGGCUACGGCGGCAUGCCUUACGGUUACGGUGGAGGUUACCCGAUGGGGCCGCACCAUGUCGACGCCAUGGGCAACAGGGAAGCUUCGUAUGGCUACCACGGCGAACGCCCCGACGGCAGGAAGAGGACGGCGUGCGAGGAUCAGAGGCAGCAGGACCGGAGUUUCAAGAGAAGGUGCGGCGGAAGCAGAUCACAAGUUGCUCUAGUUCUGACGUAAAGCACUGAAGCUGAUCUGGUGGCCAAUGCUGAUAGUC
This is a messenger RNA of Lolium rigidum, 1414 nucleotides long. Its product is annotated as E3 ubiquitin ligase PQT3-like. Gene Ontology annotation, molecular function: ubiquitin protein ligase activity; zinc ion binding. Gene Ontology annotation, cellular component: nucleus. The record is from RefSeq and is a predicted model, not a curated record. The transcript has a single exon. Lineage: Eukaryota; Viridiplantae; Streptophyta; Magnoliopsida; Poales; Poaceae. Bases 1 to 1377 code for a protein of 458 amino acids. Gene Ontology annotation, biological process: protein ubiquitination; mRNA processing; ubiquitin-dependent protein catabolic process.